ACGUUGACGGAGUGUUGGUUUGUUAUUUUCGAAGCCCCUCUCACUCCUCCUUCGGCGCUCUCUAAAACCUCCGCUCGAUUCGCGCGCGGAGAACCACCGCGGUGUUUGCGCGUGAUCUACUUCAGGAACAUGGAGAUUGGACCUGGAGCUUCUGAAGCACUUUCAAGAAACUAUAGACUUGGAAAAACGCUUGGCCAUGGCUCAUUUGGAAAAGUUAAAAUUGCCGAACAUAUUCAAACAGGUCAUAAAGUGGCCAUUAAAGUCUUAAAUCGCCGGAGAAUGAGGAGCCCUGUUAUGGAGGAAAAAGUGAGAAGAGAGAUUAAAAUAUGUCGCUUGUUUGUGCAUCCACAUGUAAUACGUAUCUAUGAGGUUAUUGAAACACCAACCGAUAUAUAUGUUGUCAUGGAGUAUGUGACACGGGGAGAACUCUUUGAUUAUAUUGUUGAAAAGGGAAGGUUACAAGAGGAUGAAGCUAGGCGUUUUUUCCAGCAGAUUAUUGCAGGUGUUGAAUAUUGCCAUAGAAAUAUGGUUGUCCAUCGUGAUCUCAAGCCCGAAAACUUGCUUCUGGACUCAAAGGGGAAUGUGAAGAUAGCUGAUUUUGGUUUAAGCAACAUUAUGCGGGAUGGACAUUUUCUGAGGACAAGUUGUGGAAGCCCAAACUAUGCUGCUCCAGAGGUUGUGUCGGGAAAACUCUAUGCUGGUCCUGAGGUAGAUGUUUGGAGUUGUGGUGUUAUUUUAUAUGCUCUUCUGUGUGGCGCACUUCCUUUUGACGAUGAAAACAUUCCUAAUCUCUUCAAGAAAAUAAAGAGUGGAAUGUAUACACUCCCAAGUCAUUUGUCAUCGGGGGCUCGUGAUCUAAUUCCAAGAAUGUUGGUAGUCAACCCUAUGAAGCGGAUAACCGUCAAUGAGAUACGCCAGCAUCCUUGGUUCCGAGUAAAUCUUCCACGCUAUUUAGCUGUUACUGCACCUAAUGCCACAGAGCAUCUAAAAAAGCUGGAUGAUGAGAUUAUUCAAGAAGUUCUUCAUAUGGGAUACGACAAGAGCCUGCUGAUAGAGUCACUGCAGAAUAGAAUGCAAAACGACGCUACUGUGGCAUAUUAUCUAUUAUUUGAUAAACGGUCCCCAAUUUCAACAGGUUAUCUGGCUGCUGAAUUCCAGGAGUCCAUGGAGCAUGUUACGACGGGACCUUUCGUAGAUGCUAGCCUGCAUGGGCCUCCAAUGGACGGGACUGUGCUAUCCCCGACAAGAAAGAAGCAGUGGCUUGUUGGGCUUCAGUCUCCAGCACGUCCUCGGGAUAUAAUGAUCCAGAUUCUCGGUGCUUUGCAACGACUCAAUGUCAGGUGGAAAAGAGUCGGGCACUACAACUUGAAAUGUCUUUUCACUCACGGCGCUCCGGAUCAGGACGGUAAUCACAUGCACGACAGCCAUCAAAUGUGCAAUGGCGCUACCACAGAUGAUGCAAACGUGUUACGGCCGCAGGGUGUUGUUAAGUUCGAAUUGCAGCUUUAUAAAACGAGCGAGGUCGAGUAUCUGCUUGACUUACAGAGGCUUAGCGGACCAGUGUUCCUUUUCUUGGACUUCUGUGCUUUUUUCAUGAUGAAGCUUGGCGCGCCGUAGUAGUGUUGUGUUCCAUUGCCGCCUAAAAAGCGAGAUCGAAGCAGCAGCAACAGCAAGGUAAGAUCUUUUUAUGGUUUUGCUUCUUUUUGUUGUGUGUAUAUUAUAUAUAUAUAUGUAUACACUUUGCUUGUUUUGUACAUACUAUAUGUAUUACAAUAUAUAUAUAUGUGUGUAUAUGUUAUAUCUGGGCUUUUGUUAUGUAUGUAUGUAUUUUGCUUAUACUGUCGUAUUAUAUGUAUAGCAUAUUUACGUGUGUGUGUGUAUAUAUGUGGGCUUUUGUUAUAUAUGUGUACAUUUUGCUUGUCCUGUA
This is a messenger RNA of Andrographis paniculata, 1927 nucleotides long. RefSeq names its product SNF1-related protein kinase catalytic subunit alpha KIN10-like. Lineage: Eukaryota; Viridiplantae; Streptophyta; Magnoliopsida; Lamiales; Acanthaceae. Gene Ontology annotation, cellular component: cytoplasm. Gene Ontology annotation, molecular function: protein serine/threonine kinase activity; ATP binding. Gene Ontology annotation, biological process: protein phosphorylation; intracellular signal transduction. Bases 130 to 1617 code for a protein of 495 amino acids. The record is from RefSeq and is a predicted model, not a curated record. The transcript has 11 exons.